This is a messenger RNA of Exophiala mesophila, 1551 nucleotides long. RefSeq lists its product as uncharacterized. Gene Ontology annotation, molecular function: protein binding. Bases 77 to 799 code for a protein of 240 amino acids. Gene Ontology annotation, cellular component: nucleus; cytoplasm. NCBI's taxonomy places the organism in Eukaryota, Fungi, Ascomycota, Eurotiomycetes, Chaetothyriales, Herpotrichiellaceae. The transcript is spliced from 2 exons. The record is from RefSeq and is a predicted model, not a curated record.
CCACCAUUGAACAAGACGCAAAGAACCGUCUCCACCAGUUGCUAUACAAGACCUGCCUGCACUUGAGCCGUACACGAUGCUCGAUAUAACGGAACCGGAGCACAAGUUCGCUUUGCACGAAGCGGCACGAGAUGGAAGAACCCAGAUCGUCGAAUCACUUCUCAAUGCAAAUCCGAAACUCGCAACCCAAACCGACGACGACGACCGUCUACCAAUUCACUGGGCCUGCGCCUUUAACCACAUAGAGACCGUCCGUCUCCUGACCGCACUCAGAUCCUUCGAUGCAGAUGUUCAAGAUGGAUCUGGCUGGACCCCUCUCGCCAUCGCCGCGUCUCUCAAAGACAACGCUGGCGAAGCCAUAAUUGAUCUUCUCCUGUCCAAAGAAGCCGACCCCAAGAUCGCCACUGGCACCGGUGCAACGGCGCUGCAUUUUGCAGUUUCAAAGGGUAACCUCGAAAUCUGCAAGACACUGUUAAAACAUGGAGCUAGCGCACGGGUCAAGGACAAGCGUGGCCAGUUGCCUCUUCACCGUGCGGCUGCGGUAGGUAGCGUGCCUAUCGUGAAGUUGCUGAUCGAACAUAAAAGUCCAGUCAGUGCUACCGAUGCCGAUGGGAUGACGGCUCUGCAUCAUGCCAUUAGCGAAGGCAAUGGAGACGUUGCUGUGGAACUCCUCAAGGCUGGUGCGGAAAUAGACAAGAAGGAUGUCGAUGGCAGACUUGCCAUUGAAUGUGCACCCGACAACAAAGUCCGAGCAUUCAUUGUCCAGGCUGCUGAGAGAGAGGGGCUUAACUUUCAGUGACACUGGCUUUAGAUUCAUCUGCGCUAUGACGAGAUGCUUGCCAGACGGCGACGGCUACGGCUUACUCUGGAGAUACAUCAAAUUGAGAUCCGGAUCGGCAUUCCUAAAGCUAACCGGCCACAGGCACAAUAUCAUUUCAUUGUGUCCGCCAAUUGUCGAUACAUUUGCUUCACAUCCACAACAUCUGCCUUGAGCUCCUCCACUUGCUCGCUUUUCUCGCCGAGGAUCUCAAGAGUGGUUUUGUGCCUCUCGGUCAAUUCUUGGUGCGCAGCCUCCAGGGCUUUCAGGCGAGCCUCGAUCGACCUUUUCUCUUCCACCUCACGCAUUAAAUUGACAACCUCUUGUCGAGCUUCGUCGCGCUGUCCGGUGAUUCGACUCAGUUCGUCUUUGGAAGCGGCUUUCUCACUUUCCAACCGACGAACAUUGGCAGACAUUCGCUCCACAAGUUGAACCGAAGGUCCUGCUCCAACGGUCGAGUUAGAUACCAGGUCAUGCAUACCUCGGUUUGAUUGAUGGCUGGGAGAGAUGGGAGUAGGUGGCACGUUGACAAAGUAUUCGUCGGGGUCCAUUGAGGUUAACGCUGAAGGCGUCUCGACUGCGGAGCCAUUGCUGAGGCCCUUGAAAGACGUGGUUGAUUGUUGACGGGGAGGGGUGUUGGAAUCGAAGCCUUGCAUGGUGAACGACCUCCGGACGGAGCCUCGUUCAUAAGCAACAGGACUCAUUAGAUGAUUUAGAUCGAAGCCUGAGCCUGG